Molecule: messenger RNA, 1811 nt
Organism: Acomys russatus (golden spiny mouse)
Lineage: Eukaryota; Metazoa; Chordata; Mammalia; Rodentia; Muridae
Product: protein GPR108
Exons: 17
Coding region: 46-1779 (577 amino acids)
Biological process (GO): transport
Cellular component (GO): membrane; Golgi apparatus
Source: RefSeq, a predicted model, not a curated record
AUUAGGUGUCAGAGGCGGUGUCGGGGGGCAGUCGCAGCCCCAGAGAUGGCAGUGAGCGAGAGGAGGGGGCUCAGCGGCGGGAGUCCAACGCAGUGCGGAUGGGGAUGCUUGUCGCUGCUGGUGCUGAUGCUGGGAGGCUGCUCAGGCCGUAUCCACCGGCUGGCGCUUACAGGAGACAAGCGAGCUGACAUCCAAUUGAACAGCUUCGGAUUCUACACCAACGGUUCCCUCGAAGUGGAACUGAGUUUACUGCGACUUGGCCUCCAGGCGACGGAAGAAAAGCCAAAGGUGGGGUUCAGCUUGAGCCGAGUUCGCUCUGGCAGUGUUCGUUCCUACUCGAGCCGGAACUCCCACGAAUGCCCUCUGGAGAAAAACAGCAGCAACUUCCUGGUCCUGUUCCUCAUUAAUAUCAAGAACUUGCAGGUCCAAGUCCGAAAAUAUGGGGAGCAGGAAAAGCUGUUCAUCUCCCCUGGCCUCCUCCCUCAAGUUCCUUCCCAGUCAGGCCUUCCAAAGCCAGCUCCGACAGGCACCCCCAAGGAGAACAAUGGUAAUCCUCUCUCAUCUCCUACAGAGAGCUCUGCACCCAAGGAGGAUCAGGCAAAGCCUACAGUACCCCAGGUUUCAGAAGGCAGAACUACCCCAGCGGGACACGGGCACUCGACUGAGGGCCAGCCGCCAAGGCAGCUGCCUGCACGAGACCCCAGUGGCAAGGAGAAGGAACUGGUAUUGGGGCUCGGCCACCUCAACGACUCCUACAACUUCAGUUUCCACGUGGUGAUCGGCUCCAGAGCCGAGGAAGGUCAGUACAGCCUCAACUUCCACAACUGUCACAACUCCAUACCUGGCAAGGAGCAGCCGUUCGACCUGACUGUAAUGAUCCGAGAGAAGAAUCCAGAAGGCUUCUUGUCAGCAGCAGAAAUCCCCCUCUUCAAGCUCUACCUGAUCAUGUCUGCCUGCUUCCUGGCUGCGGGCAUUUUCUGGGUGUCUGUGCUCUGCAAGAACACAUACAGUGUCUUUAAGAUCCACUGGCUCAUGGCGGCUCUGGCGUUCACCAAGAGUGUCUCCCUCCUCUUCCACAGCAUCAACUACUACUUCAUCAACAGCCAGGGACACCCCAUCGAAGGCCUCGCCGUCAUGCACUAUAUCACCCACCUGUUGAAGGGUGCCCUUCUCUUCAUCACCAUCGCGUUGAUCGGCUCAGGCUGGGCCUUUGUGAAGUAUAUGCUGUCGGACAAGGAGAAGAAGAUCUUUGGGAUUGUGAUCCCCCUGCAGGUCCUGGCUAAUGUGGCAUACAUUGUCAUUGAGUCCCGUGAGGAGGGUGCCAGUGACUACGGACUCUGGAAGGAGAUCUUGUUCCUAGUGGAUCUCAUCUGCUGCGGGGCCAUCCUCUUCCCGGUGGUCUGGUCCAUCCGACAUCUGCAGGAUGCAUCUGGCACUGAUGGGAAGGUGGCUGUGAACCUGGCCAAGCUGAAGCUGUUUCGACAUUACUACAUUAUGGUCAUCUGCUAUAUAUAUUUCACACGCAUCAUCGCCAUCCUGCUUCGAGUGGCGGUGCCCUUCCAAUGGCAGUGGCUGUGCCAGCUCUUGGUGGAAAGUUCCACGCUGGCCUUCUUCGUGCUCACCGGCUACAAGUUCCAGCCGGCUGGGGACAACCCAUACCUGCAGCUGCCACAGGAGGAUGAGGAGGACGUACAGAUGGAACAAGUGAUGACAGACUCUGGGUUUCGGGAAGGCCUGUCCAAAGUCAACAAGACAGCCAGUGGCCGGGAGCUGUUGUGACUUCCCUGCACCCAGCCAGCCGCCCUCAGUCC